AUGGCUGUCUCAGGACUUCGGCAGACAAUUGUAUUAGGGCUGCUUGUCUUAAUCCUGACCUGCCAUGCAGAGGACAAACCUAGUGAUAAUUCAGAAGACAAACACGAUGACAAACCAGAUGACUCAGGAAAAGAGACAGACUUCCCCAAAUUCCUAAGUAUCUUGGGCACAGAAAUCAUUGAAAAUGCAUUUGACUUCAUCUUACGAUCCAUGCGUGGGGGAUCCUAA
Messenger RNA from Dipodomys ordii (Ord's kangaroo rat), 228 nucleotides. Its product is annotated as chromosome unknown open reading frame, human C5orf46. The record is from RefSeq and is a predicted model, not a curated record. NCBI's taxonomy places the organism in Eukaryota, Metazoa, Chordata, Mammalia, Rodentia, Heteromyidae. The transcript has 2 exons. Bases 1 to 228 code for a protein of 75 amino acids.